Molecule: messenger RNA, 1332 nt
Organism: Styela clava
Lineage: Eukaryota; Metazoa; Chordata; Ascidiacea; Stolidobranchia; Styelidae
Source: RefSeq, a predicted model, not a curated record
AGUAAAAUUUGACACUUCACGAAAGAGCGUCUAGUUUCGCAGCAAUAUGAGUUAAGCUUCGAUUAUAUAUAUACUUUCGAUUCAGUAUUUACAAGUUAUGGUUCAUAUUAAGUACAACCAGCUAAUUAAGGCCUAGAAAAAAUAAAACCAUGCGACUGCUGCUGGUAGUUUUGCUAUUUACUUUGCUCGUUGGAGCUGGAAGUCAGGACUCAAAUAAGUUUAUGGUAUGUAAAGAAAUGGAGUCUGUUUUUAGCGACGAACACAUUGCUGCAUCUAAUAGAAGAGGUGUGCCAGGACCUCCAGGGAAAAAGGGUCCUCCCGGAAUAAAGGGUCAACGUGGACUUCCGGGUGUUGCUGGCCAAUCAGAUGAAGUGGACUACGAUCGCAUAGAGCAAAUCGUCAAAGUUGCAAUCAAUUCAGAAUUAGAUUCAAUCACUGAACGUUUACGAUCAAUGGAAAGAAGAAUAACAAACAUUACUUCUUUACCAGAAUUGCAAUGUGUUGCAAUUAAAGGAAUGAUGUACGACGGAAAAUGCUAUUGGGUUGAAAUAAGUUCUUCAAAGGAUACCAACAUCCUUAAAGCGAAACAGAUUUGUGAGAUAAGUGACUCCAGAUUGGCUGAUGUUUACAGCAGAACACAUUACGAUGAUCUAAUGAAAUAUUUGAGAAUGAAAUUACCAAAGGGAUAUUCUGAUAUGUUUGUGUGGACUGGGAUACAGAGAAACUCGGCAAGUCAAGCGACACUUUCAACUGGACAGUUGGCAUCUUACAUAAAAGCAAGAUCUGACAAAACAAAAUGGGAAAAUGCGGAAGCACAAAGAACACAUGCAUAUUUACGCGUUUUACGUGACACUACGUCAACAGAUCAAGGAUUCGGGUCGAUUUGGCCGUCAUGGGAAGCCAAUGGAGUGUUAUGUCAAACCCUUUAAUAGCAUACGGAAGAUUUUUAAUUUUUUGAUGUAUUGUUUGUUCAAUGUACAUACCACAAUCUCCGAUAUUUUAAUUGACGCAAACUUUUUUUCUUAUUUAUACGAUAUCGGUUAACUUGUAAUUUGAAAAAAGAGUUCCGUUUUUGGCUUUACAGAGACAAAUAACAAACUUUCAAAAUAUCUCCAGGACAAUACAGUGACGUCACAUAAGUUGAAAAGAUAUCCUUAUUUUUAUUUUAAUACACGGUAUAUGGUGAAAACAUAUUGUCAUCUCAUUUAUUUCUAUUAUACUACAAAUCUUUAGCGCUUGCUUAACUGUACUUUUAUCACGCACCCAAAAUAUCCGAGCCUUUUAGCUUGUCAAACUGUGGUAUCUAACCAAUGUGUAAGGAAGAUACACUUU